Molecule: messenger RNA, 2497 nt
Organism: Labrus bergylta (ballan wrasse)
Lineage: Eukaryota; Metazoa; Chordata; Actinopteri; Labriformes; Labridae
Source: RefSeq, a predicted model, not a curated record
UUACAAAUGUCAAUAGCUGAACAGGUGACAACUUCUGGAUCAAAAACUGAUCACAGCACAGAACCAACAUUUAGUGGACCAUCAUCAAUUCCAACGCAAACUACAAUGUCAAUAUCCAUAACAAUCCAAACUCAGUCUAAACCACCUUUAACAACACUAACAUCAACAAAAACUUCACCAUCUGUGGAAACUGCGUUACAGACUAUAUUUGGUAAAACACCUGUUGAAACACAACCCACAAGUAAAACAUCACUAUUUACAGGGCAAACAGCAACCAAUGUGGGGAUAAGUAGCAAUGCAAUGCCAAAAGACAGCACACCAUUUAGCAGAGAGUCAACAACUCUUCAAAAACAGGACAUAGAAUCCUCAACAGUGCCUUUAGAGAAAUAUUUAGUGUCCAUGACGACAUCAUCCCCAACAAUGCUCAAUCAACCCUCAGAAUCUGCAACUUUAUCAUCCAUAACAUCGACCGAACACAUGACAACAGCUCCACUACAAACAGUAUCUUCUGUAAAAGAAGAAGCACCAAAUAAAACAUCAACCAACACCCAUGUAUCGCCAACAUAUUUUCCAAGAUUGACAAAAACUGAAGAAACCAUGUCAGAAGCAACAACACUUAUGUCUACUACUAAUAAACAAGAUGAAGAUUUUUCAUUAGCACUACAUUCAACUACAACCCCAUUACAAACGACUUCAACACAAACUAAUUUAUUUGUUCCAACACUGCCACAAACAACAAUAGAUGAAACAUCAGAAAACAGAUCAGCACAUGUGACAAAUGUAUCCUCACAUGUACAAAUGACAGAAUCAGUUAUAACACAAUCUUCAUCAACCAUGGUACCACCCACAACCACAAAACAAAGUGCAGGAUUCACAACAGUUCACAGCAUAACACCAUCCCUGAGUGGAUCAGAAAGUACAUCAACACAAACCACACCAUCUACGGCAACAGUAUUAAGAACACAAGAUGUGUCUGAAACCAAACCUGCACAAUCCUUUCCACCUACAAUGGAAUCAGCAGCAACAUCAACAAAAAAGGGGACAUCUGCAUUAGCAAGGCCAUCAUCAUCAUCAUCUUCAUCAUCGUCAUCAGCAACAGAACACCUCACAACUGCCAAACAGGAAUCAACAGCAAGUUACAGCUCAACACCAACUCAAAGUAAAUCGAUAGUUACACCAACAUUAACUUCACCAAACACAAACAUAGUGUUUACACCAAACAGUGUCUCCACAAUGGUAUCAAUACAGUCUUUUCCACCAAUGAUAAACUCUGCAACAACAUCAACACAAAGUAUGCUGUCUGCCCCAACAAAGCAACAAACUUCUGAUGGGCAAACAGCAGUAAGAGGAACAACAGUAAUUGAAAACACACAAUUAACAUCUCAAACACAAAGUAUAGCACGUGUCACAGAUUCACCAACACUUAAGUCAGCAUCAUUUUUAACAACACUGCCCACAGCCACAAAUGCACAAACUGCAAGAGUUAAAAGCUUAACACCAACAAACAGUGGACUAGACUCUAAACCAACAGUAAACAAUUUAACAACAGAAAUAAAAGGAUCUCUGGAAUCAAGUGCCACAGCAGCACCAACAGAGCUAUUUUCACCAACAAAGAAACCAGGAAUAGGAUCAACACAAACUAUAACUGCAGCAGCAACAAUUCCAGAAACUACACCAUCUGACACGCCAAGUGUAUCAAAGACAAUCCAUACAACUCCAAUUCAAAGUACAACUUUUAAAGAAGAAAAAAAUGUACCAAUUCAUGCUACAGAAUUUGUCUCAACAACAGCCAAACUUACUACCACAUCAAAAGGAACAAAAUUCACAGCCCAGAAACCCACCACAGCUUACAGCUUAAUGAAAGAUACGCCAACAAACAUGUCAACUCCUGUGCCACCAGGCUCAUCCCCAUCAUCUAGACUUGUGUCUCCAACCACUUCACCCUACUCUUUAACAUCAAUCUUUAAACCCGCAAAAGGAAUGACAGAUAAUGUCACAGAUACAAGUUCUCUUCAGCCCUUGCCCCUUUUUUCUGAGGAUGCAUCAACCACAAAUCCCACCAAAGCCAAAACAGCACAGCACCAAUUUGAUCAUACUUCUGGUCCCUUACUUGGAGAAAAAACUUUUUUUCCCAAUACAACCCAAAAGUGGCUGCUGUAAGGCCUCUUGUCUUUGAUUAUCCAAUUGUUAUCCGGACCACAUUCCCUGUUUCUGAUGCCUUCAAUGAAGAGUAACCAGACCAGGACAACACAAGUGAGAUACCAACAUUGUCAGCGUGAAUUCUGAGCAGUAGCAAGGGAAUUAUUGCCUUCAGUCUUGGCAAUAAUCAUCUACAAGUACCUUUAGCUUGAUACUUCACAGGUUUAUUCAAAGUAUGCUGAAGUCAAAUGUGUGUUGACAAAGAUGGACUGCUCUGCUUUCUUAAGUAAGAUUCAAGUGACUGUUCCUACCUUAUUGAGUUAUCAUCCAAAAGUAAGUAUGUCAUGUUGAUGAUAAU